AUGAGAAAAGCGGUACUAGAGCAGAGCGGCGAACGUUACGCUCUCGUUGUUGAUUCGGGAACACGGGGCGGCUGGAAAGGCUUGCUGGGACCCGUCUUGCCCUCUCAGAUCACAUGUAACGUCACUCACUGCUCCUGGGUGACCCUACUCACUGGAAACUGGAAAAAGCAAAGAGCAACAGAUAAGAUUUUGGAACUGAAGAAGCCAUCCUGCACAGAUGCCUUAGUGCUCCGCCGUGAUCCAAACCCAGAGGCUAAAGCUGAGGAUGGGCCUUUUAAAGUCAGUAUGGAUGAGGACAGCUCACUCAAAGACAAGCGGCCAGUUGCAUCUACGCCUAUACCUGGAUCACCAUGGUGUGUAGUGUGGACAGGAGAUGACAGGGUGUUUUUCUUCAAUCCCACCAUGCAUUUGUCAGUAUGGGAGAAACCAGUGGAUCUGAAAGACCGUGGAGACCUCAAUCGAAUCAUCGAGGACCCGCCUCAUAAACGCAAGAAAGACUCUUUAGACGAUGGCUCAAAUGCUGAUGCUGAUGACGACGAUGAGGAUGAAGAGGAACAUAGUUUAAAGACCAAACGCUACAAACUAGACCAUCCUGUUGAUUGUGAAGGAAAAAAUGGAUCAUCCCUUCGGAUGGUUUUACCGCUGGAGCUCCGGAUCGGCCACUUCAGAGACAUGCUUCUGGAAAGAGGGGUGUCCGCUUUCUCCACCUGGGAGAAAGAACUGCACAAAAUCGUAUUUGAUCCUCGGUACCUGCUGCUAAGUCCAGAGGAACGAAAGCAGGUUUACGAUCAGUUUGUCAAAGCAAGAAUGAAAGAGGAGCAUAAAGAGAAAAAGUGCAAACUCCAGCAAGCGAAAGAAGAGUACAGGAAACUGCUAGAGGAAUCAAAAAUCACAUCCAGGUCGACGUUCAAAGAAUUUUCCGAAAAGUACGGAAAAGAUCCGCGAUUCAAACUAGUUCUGAAGAGGAAAGACCAGGAGUUAUUUUUCACGCAGUUCGUCGGCGCGUUAAAGAAGCGAGACAAGGAGAAUAGAAUUCGUCUGAGGAAGAUGAGAUGAGUCUUUGAAGACAGUGCCAUGAACUCUUUCACAAUACUGUGAACUGAUUUCCUGUGGCCGUUUAUCACAAUGUAUACUGUGAUACCAUCUGCCCAUACGUCUGAACGAACCACAAGGGCAGUUUGCUUUUUAACGACUAACUCACACACAAACCGAACAAAGGCAGAUCCAGCUGAGUUCAAGCA
Puntigrus tetrazona (Sumatra barb) is the source of this 1241-nucleotide messenger RNA. RefSeq names its product transcription elongation regulator 1-like protein. Gene Ontology annotation, molecular function: transcription coregulator activity; RNA polymerase binding. The record is from RefSeq and is a predicted model, not a curated record. Gene Ontology annotation, cellular component: nucleus. Lineage: Eukaryota; Metazoa; Chordata; Actinopteri; Cypriniformes; Cyprinidae.